GCGGCGCUCCUCCUCUCAGUAUCCAACACAUGCACAAAGAUGGCGUCAAUUAUGGAAGGUCCUCUGAGCAAGUGGACUAACGUCAUGAAGGGCUGGCAGUACCGUUGGUUUGUUUUGGACUACAACGCCGGGCUGCUCUCCUACUACACGUCCAAGGACAAGAUGAUGCGUGGAUCUAGAAGAGGCUGUGUACGGUUACGGGGAGCUGUAAUAGGUAUAGAUGAUGAGGAUGACAGCACAUUUACUAUCACAGUGGACCAGAAGACCUUCCAUUUUCAAGCCCGCGAUGCCGACGAGAGAGAGAAGUGGAUCCAUGCCUUGGAGGGAGCGAUCCUGAGGCACGCCUUCCGGCUGCAGGAGUCAGAGUUGGGCUUCGCUCUCACCGUGGAAGACUUUGACAAGAAGCUGGCGGAGGCUGACGCCUACCUGCAAAUUCUCAUCGAUCAGGCAAAGGUUUUUGAUGAGAAAGUGAAGGACUGCAGAGAAGGUGGAUUGCAUCAGAAAAUUGAAAAUCUUAAGCAAUCAACCUGUGGAAUGAUAGAAUCCAUCAAGCACUGCAUUGUACUACUCCAGAUUGCCAAGAGCAGCAUUAACCCUGUAGAUGGUGUCCAUCCCCUUGGCCCCUUGGAGCUGACGAUGGUCAGCGACGUGCUUGCGCAGGAUGAGGCCCCCACAGGCAACGCCCACGUGGGCCAUGCAGUCGGGCAGCUAUCCUCCUUGGAUAUGGAGGUGGGAAACAUGAAAACGCCCACAGCCAACAUCACAGCCGGGCGUCUUUCCUCAUCUGGCAGCGGCGUGCUGUUGCCGAGCCGCGUGGAACUGCCCCCUAACACGGUGCCUGAGUUCUCCUACUCAAGCAGCGAGGACGAGUUCUACGACGCUGAUGAGUUCCACCAGGCCAACACGCCCCCGGGGAGCCGUGUUGUUGGUGCAGACACAGGUCUACAAAGGCCAAACACCAACGACUCCCUCAAUUCCUCUAUUUCCAGCAGCACCACAGACGCAGAUCAGUUUGACGGCGAAGACGACGGUGACGACGAGGGUGAGGGGGCGUCAAUUGAGGAACACAAGAGCGUCAUUAUGCACCUACUCUCCCAGGUGCGCCUGGGCAUGGACCUCACCAAGGUGGUCCUGCCAACCUUUAUUUUGGAGAGAAGGUCUUUGUUGGAGAUGUAUGCUGAUUUCUUUGCCCAUCCAGACUUGUUUGUUAGCAUCGCAGACCAGACGGAACCAGCUCAGCGCAUGGUUCAGGUCGUCAAGUGGUACCUGUCAGCCUUCCAUGCAGGACGGAGGGGCUCUGUGGCCAAGAAGCCAUACAACCCCAUCCUGGGAGAGAUCUUUCUCUGCCACUGGGAACAGCCUGCGGAGGGAGAGGAGACCACAGCCGGGGAGCUCAUGUCUGACGGCCCAGUGACAUGGUGCGGGAAGAACAGCGUGGCCUUCGUAGCUGAGCAAGUUUCCCACCAUCCCCCUAUAUCAGCUUUCUAUGCGGAGUGCAUCAACAAAAAAAUCCAGUUCAACGCCCACAUCUGGACCAAGUCGAAGUUUCUUGGGAUGUCUGUUGGGGUCCACAAUAUUGGACAAGGCUGUGUGUCCUGCUUGGAGCACGAUGAACACUACAUCCUUACCUUUCCCAAUGGUUACGGCAGUCAUCUUGUCUGCUGCUCCAGGUCCAUCCUGACCGUGCCGUGGGUGGAGCUGGGAGGGGAAUGCAGCAUCUCCUGUUCCAAGACUGGGUACAACGCUAGCAUAAUGUUCCACACAAAGCCUUUCUAUGGAGGUCAGACGCACAGGGUGACGGCCGAUAUCUUUGCUCCUAAUGACAAGAAGUCAUUCUGCUCCAUUGAAGGAGAGUGGAAUGGAAUCAUGUACGCCAAGUGGAUCUCUGGGGAGAAUUCCUUAUUCAUUGACACAAAGAGGAUGGCCAUCAUCAAGAAGAAGGUCAGGAAGCUGGAGGACCAGCUGGAAUAUGAGUCUCGAAACCUCUGGAAGGACGUGACCAAGAACCUGAGGCUGAAGGACAUUGAUGCUGCCACAGCGGCCAAACAUCACCUCGAGGAGAAGCAGAGGGCUGAGGCCCGAGAACGGAGGGAGAAGGAGAUCCAGUGGGAGACGAGGCUCUUCCAUGAGGAUGGUGAGUGUUGGGUGUAUGAUGAGCCACUACUGAAACGGAUGGCCAUGUUGAAGCACUGACAACCAGUGGUGGGGACAGAGCGGGAACAGAGAGCGGAAGACCGAGGGAGCGGAAGACAAAACCAAGGAUCAUCUCAGAAUCCCCUUCCCAUGGCAGCCAACGGACAGGAGAUUGGCAUCUUCUGAGGGCUUCCUGCAGACCCCUCCCAUAGUCCACAGAAAAUAUAGAUGUGGCCUGUCCUCACUGUCAUACACUACCAUGUACUUCGGGACCAGGUCAGCUAUUAGUGUGGGGGGUGGGGGGGUGGGGGGGCUGUGCUGUUCGCUCUGUAUCUCAGGGAUAGCGGUGACCAACCAACGGUCAUGGACACUGCCUCUGUAGCUACCCUCGCUGGCCCAAAGAGGCAGCUGCCUAGCUCGCCUUUAGCAACUGUUAUGUAAUUCUUCCCUCCUUCUUUGCGAUAAUCAAUGAGUGAAUGGCUGCGAGCAUCGCUUACCCACAAUGCUCAGCGUGUUACUGUUAUCAUUUUGCACAUCGAUAUCGAGGCAGGACAGUUAGGAAAAUGACACAUUUACCAAGACACUGUGAGAUGGAUACUGUUUUAACAAGUGGUAAAUGGUUAUUAAACGCCUUGUUUUGUUCGUUUCUACAGCUGGCAAUAACUUGUCAGUGCAGAAAAAGCUAUUUUCCUUUGUUUGGGUGGAAUGGAAUUAGGAGUCCCUUGAUCAGGCCUAUGCAGUUUCAGACAUGAAGUCCCAUGCGCACAACGUGAACUGACAAUCACCUUAAAAGCCGACAGGUCUCACUACUCUUCUACCUUAAUGGUUCCAAGGGGAAAUGUAUUGAGAAAAUUAUAUCCUGUCUGAGGGUAUGGGUGCCAUGUGCUGCUUUCUUAAGGCUGAUUUAUACUGCUGUGUAGAAUCUACGCCAUAGGUAGCUGUGAAGCCAUGUACCCUCCGUUAUAGCAUGACCCCUGUAGUUACAUUUCUGGGAAGGUGCAAGUAGGGUAUACAGCGUAGGGUAUACAGCGUAGGGUAUACGGCUAUGCAGCUACUUAUGGUGUACAUACUAUGCAAAAGCAUAAGCCUUUGUGUCCUGUCAGGAGAUUCAUGGUGAUUAAAGAUAAAGGUGAGUUAAGGAGAAACAUUUUUAUAACAUGGAGCCCAACUCAGAAAUAGCCUACUGUGGAACCUCAGUCUGUUUUUUCCCCCUAACAGCAAAGGUGGAUUUACCUCUUCUCCUGAAGCACUUUGCAAUGACUAUAGCAAUUUUAUUUAUUCUGUUUUUGUACAUGAUAUUGAUAGAGGCCUUGCAACAGUUUAUGUGUGAGAAAAACUGCCUUUAUUUUGCUCCAGUUAUACAUCACAAUGUUUUGGGUGACCGUAUUGUCAUGUUUACUGAUGCAGACAAUUAAAUCUUCCACUGGGU
Messenger RNA from Paramormyrops kingsleyae, 3562 nucleotides. Lineage: Eukaryota; Metazoa; Chordata; Actinopteri; Osteoglossiformes; Mormyridae. The record is from RefSeq and is a predicted model, not a curated record.